Molecule: messenger RNA, 2075 nt
Organism: Dimorphilus gyrociliatus
Lineage: Eukaryota; Metazoa; Annelida; Polychaeta; Dinophilidae
Source: the annotation of a GenBank genome assembly
UAUGGCUGGUGUACAUCUGCAAAAAGUCAAUCCUGCUAACCACUUUCCUUUAUACAUUGCCUCUAUAUGCAGGGGAGAUAUUAGUGCUGCCUGCAAUAUGUUAGCCAAGGCCAAAUUGGCUAAUAAGACGUUGACCGUUUUCUGUAGCAUUUUAGUCGAUACGACUGUUAGGAUGAAGAAGACAUUACCUAUAAGAGUCGUAAGGGCAGAGAAGGUUAAGAGAGCAACGAAGACACAGCAGGGCGUUACUAUCGAUUCUCGAUGUACAAUAUCAUCUAAUGCAAAGAACGAACAGGUGCUGGACAAAUUACAAGUGGAAAGGGAACGAGGAAUUACAGUUAAAGCACAAACAGCCUCUUUAAUUUAUAACCACCAGGGAAUCGAAUAUUUACUUAACUUAAUUGAUACACCGGGCCAUGUUGAUUUUAACUAUGAGGUAGCAAGGUCAUUGGCCCCCUGUCAAGGCGUAAUCCUACUAGUAGACGCUAACCAGGGAGUACAGGCACAAACAGUUGCUAACUUCUAUUUAGCUUUCGAAGCAGAACUUGCAAUAAUUCCAGUUAUGAACAAGAUUGAUUUGAAGGUGGCAAAACCGGAUGAAGUCAUGAAACAGUUGCAUAACGUUUUUGAUAUUAGAGAGUCAGAAGUGUUAAAGAUUUCUGCUAAAAAUGGUACAGGCGUUGAAAAUGUUUUAAAAGCUGUUAUAGAGAGGAUUCCACCACCCAACGACUGCGACAGAGAAAAGCCUCUAAGGGCAUUGAUAUUUGACUCUUCUUACGAUAAAUACAAAGGAACUAUGGUUAAUAUAGCGGUUAAAGAUGGUAUAAUUCGUCGAGGACAAAAAAUUCAAUCAAUUCAUAAUAAAAAGACAUAUGAAGUAAAUGAAAUUGGUUUAUUACAUCCUGACAGACUGCAAACUGACGGAUUAUAUGCAGGCCAAGUUGGCUACCUUUUUGCAAAUAUCAAAGCUGUCGGAGAAGCAGUUAUAGGAGAUUGCUAUCACAAGGCAGGACAACAAAUUGAACCUUUAUCGGGCUUUAAACCGGCUAAACCAAUGGUUUUUGCUGGAAUAUAUCCAACCGAUCAAUCAGAAUAUCCUUCAUUACGCACGGCUCUCAGUAAAUUAAUGAUGAAUGAUCCGAGCGUUUCCAUUCACAAAGACAGUAGUGAUGCCUUGGGACAAGGAUGGCGAGUAGGAUUCCUAGGGCUAUUACAUAUGGACGUCUUUUGCCAAAGACUAGAGCAAGAAUUUGAUACAAAUGUAAUAAUAACUUCACCAAAUGUGCCUUUUAAAGUCAAAAUAACUGGGGAUAAAUUCAUCAAAGAAUAUGGAGGAGAUGAAGUAACUAUAUUGAAUCCAAGCAAAUUACCAUCAACUCAAAUUAUCUCUGAAUACCAAGAACCUAUAGUUAAAGGGACGAUAAUCACACCGGACGAAUUCUUGGCGGAAAUUAUUGAUUUACUCAUGGAUAAAAGAGCAAGAAACAUCGAACAAUCCUACAUUGACAACAAAAGAAUAAUCUGCACUUGUAUAUUACCGCUAAAUGAAAUCGUAAUAGAUUUUUUCGAUCAUUUAAAAUCUAUUUCGUCUGGAUAUGCCAGCUUUGACUAUGAAGACCAAGGUUAUCAGGAAACAAGCUUAGCAAAGAUCGAAAUUCUCCUUAACAAGAAAGAAGUACAAGAACUUUCUCAAAUUGCUCACGUUUCUAAAGCAGUAUCUAAGGCUCGAAGCAUGGUCUACAAGUUAAAAGAAACAUUACCUAGACAACUUUUUGAAGUCAUUAUUCAGGCAAAGGUUGGUGGUAGAAUAAUUGCGCGGGAAAACUUAAAAGCUCUCCGAAAAGACGUUCUUGCCAAAUGUUAUGGUGGAGAUGUGACGAGGAAAAUGAAAUUGCUGAGACGACAAGCCGAAGGCAAGAAACGUUUAAGGAAAAUAGGAAAUAUUACAGUGCCAAAAGACACUUUUAUAUCUGUAUUAAAAACUAGUAGAUAGAAUAAACCACAUAUUCUAUAAAUAAGUAAUUAUUUGCUUGAAUUUGUUUUUUCAUUUCUCCAAAGUUUCAUUUAAAAUAGAA